Messenger RNA from Homalodisca vitripennis (glassy-winged sharpshooter), 1242 nucleotides. Its product is annotated as probable DNA-3-methyladenine glycosylase. The transcript has 2 exons. Gene Ontology annotation, molecular function: alkylbase DNA N-glycosylase activity; DNA binding. The coding region runs from base 341 to 1150 and encodes 269 amino acids. The record is from RefSeq and is a predicted model, not a curated record. NCBI's taxonomy places the organism in Eukaryota, Metazoa, Arthropoda, Insecta, Hemiptera, Cicadellidae. Gene Ontology annotation, biological process: base-excision repair.
AAAUGCAAAAAAGAGUUAAGUCAAAUCUAUACAUUACAUCUUUCAAACAUUGUGAAAAUAAUAAUAUUGUGAAUUAUUACAGUUGAUAAGGCAAUAAGUGUUUCAAAAUUAACUGCUGUCUUUCUUUGGUGUAUCUUUACUUUGAUAUUCAUUUCAUAUUGAGUAAAGUUGAAAACCUGAACAGCCUAGUGUCCUUAGAAAUUUAAAUUAACCCUAAUAACCUCAUAUGGGUCUAAAUGUGACAGGAAAUAUUUGAAAUAAAUUGUGAAUUUAGAUUAAAUAGUGUUAGGAAGAUUGUGUUACAUAUUGAUUGAAGAAUUAAAAGGAAUAUUCUCCUAAAAUGAACGUGAUAAAAAAGACUAAAACUAAGAAAUUUGUAACAUCACCUUAUUUUCGAAACAAUCAAGUUAAAACAUUUUCAAAAACUUCUGAGUUUAAUGAUUGUCCUAAAAAAGAUUCAAAUUCAGUUUUAUGUUUUCCAGAUAAAAGAUUGAAAUUUCCUUUUUUUGAUAUUCCAUGUAUAGAAUUAGCCAAAGCACUAUUAGGAAAGAUUUUAGUUCGAGUCUUACCCAAUGGCAUUGUUUUAAAAGGACUCAUAGUUGAAACUGAAAGCUAUUUAGGUAAUGAAGACAAAGCUUCAAUUUCAUUUGGGGGUAAAAUUACAGAAAAAAGCAAACCGAUGUACAUGAACCCAGGAACAACAUUUGUGUAUUUAACAUAUGGGAUGUAUAGUCUGAUCAACAUUUCAAGUCAAGGUGAUGGUGCAGCAGUGCUUCUAAGGGCCUUGGAUCCGUUAGAAGGAAUGGAGCAAAUGAUUACAAAUAGAAAUGAGUUCCAGCCAAAUAAAAACAAACCUAAAAAAGAAAACAAGGAUAUACCCCAUCAUCAGUUGUGCAAUGGACCAGCUAAACUGUGUAUAUCUUUAAACAUUACCAAAGAUCAGUGCAACAAACAGGAUCUGUCAAAAUGGUCAGAAAUGUGGAUUGAAGAGGGAAAUACCAUACCCGAGGAACAAAUUGUAAAAUCUCGAAGAAUAGGUAUUGAUUCAGCAGGACCAGAAUGGGCAAAUAAACUCCUGCGUUUCUAUAUAUUUAAUAACAAAUCAGUUAGUAAAAGAGAUAAAGUUCAGGAGGCAAUUCUUUGUGGUUAAUUGUAUUGUUUCUCAAUGAUAAUUAAACUAUUUUAUUAUAUAAAAUACUUGUUAAUACCAUUUUUAUGCAAUAAAUUACUUUAUACAUCUCA